Messenger RNA from Protopolystoma xenopodis, 702 nucleotides. NCBI's taxonomy places the organism in Eukaryota, Metazoa, Platyhelminthes, Monogenea, Polystomatidea, Polystomatidae. The record is from the annotation of a GenBank genome assembly.
CAUUCUAAUGAGCCUCCUCCUCCUGGGUUUAUUCACCCUCCUGGAGACGCUGAUGGAGGCUUUGGUGGUGGUCCUCGUAGUUUUAGAUCCGCAACACCUCAAGUUCCUCCACCUGACUAUGAUUCUGCUUGUCGAGAUUCAUCUACUCGCCGUCAUGCCUAUCCAACGGCACCAUCCUCAUCUGCAGAGCCGGGUUAUGGCUGGGCAGAAACUGCCGAUCGACCCACCAACACACGCUACCAGAGCCAUUGGGUGCGUGGAGGUGGCAGCCACACUCAGACAUAUACUGAACAACAGGCCCCCUCACAAAGAGAUCGCAUCACUAACAACGGCUGGUCUUCUUUCUUCACUGGAACUGCUAUAGGCGGCUUGAUGGGUUAUCUAUUCGGUUCUAGAUCACACAAUACUGGCGCCCGCGCCAGCUCCCAAAGUUCCUCAAACUGGUUUGGGGCAUCUCAAGAUUUUACAUGCCCUAGUUAUCAAAAUAUUCCGACUGAACCACAAUUCUAUUCUGGAUCCUCUGCCUGGACCUCCCCAAGGCGUAGAAGCUCACCUUCGGCAUCUCCGGAACAAGAGAGCACUCGAACUGUAUCUGGUAAGGUAGCUUCGUUUCUUCCAUUGACUUGUUAUGAGUUCAGGGCCAGUACUCACAUUCUAAUUUGGUCACUCUCCUCUCUAAACCAUCAAAAUAACCUUUCCUAA